This is a messenger RNA of Colletotrichum navitas, 498 nucleotides long. RefSeq lists its product as uncharacterized. The record is from RefSeq and is a predicted model, not a curated record. Bases 1 to 498 code for a protein of 165 amino acids. The transcript is spliced from 12 exons. NCBI's taxonomy places the organism in Eukaryota, Fungi, Ascomycota, Sordariomycetes, Glomerellales, Glomerellaceae.
AUGAAGCAUUUCUCUCUAGUUCUACUUAGCCUCUUAGCACUUAUCCUCUUAGCUGAAGCUGGUUAUAUUUGGUGCUAUUGUCUACAUAAUGGCUUUUACGUAAAUACGCCUACGUUGGAAGUUUGCGAUUCUAUUACUGGUACUGAAAGAAUGAACGACCCUGGGGAAGAAUUUUGUUACCUCGGAGAUAGUGAAGCUAAGAUGAGACGGUUUUAUCGGCAGCCAGACACACGCUCCAACCAAUUGAGCCAUAUGUCUGACCAUGAUGCCAAAAGAAAAGCUGGUAACGGUGUGUUAAUUUACGCCGGCCAACACCCUAACUGGUUGGGCUAUGAUAGUUUACACGCCCUAGAGAAAAAUCCUAAUUACAAGGAGAUCUACUUUAGAUCUAAGCUCUAUUACUUAGAUCUAAGUAGACCUAGCGCUUUACUUAAACUAACUAGCUUUAAGGCUAAAGUUAAGUUAGUAUUUGCUAUUAAUCCUAAGCUAAAGACCUAG